AUGUUUUGCUUCCAUGGGCUCAACAGCAUUUUGGUGACGGAUUUUGGAAUUUUCAACAAGACUCCGCUCCUUCUCAUCGAGGCAAGGCCUUGUGCAAAACCCCACAAAAAUUUGGAGGCUCUUAAGCGAUCGUUGACCAGGGAAUGGGAUCGAAUCACUCCGGCCGAGCUGCGGCCCAUUGCCGAAAACUUCAUCAAGCGUUUGAGGCUCUGCAUCGGAGCCAAAGGUGGACACUUUGAAGAAAAG
Messenger RNA from Mesorhabditis belari, 246 nucleotides. The record is from the annotation of a GenBank genome assembly. NCBI's taxonomy places the organism in Eukaryota, Metazoa, Nematoda, Chromadorea, Rhabditida, Rhabditidae.